Metarhizium brunneum ARSEF 3297 is the source of this 918-nucleotide messenger RNA. It is a transcript of the gene lxr4, whose product is annotated as L-xylo-3-hexulose reductase. Gene Ontology annotation, molecular function: oxidoreductase activity, acting on the CH-OH group of donors, NAD or NADP as acceptor. The record is from RefSeq and is a predicted model, not a curated record. NCBI's taxonomy places the organism in Eukaryota, Fungi, Ascomycota, Sordariomycetes, Hypocreales, Clavicipitaceae.
AUGGCAAAGCGACUGUCACGACCGUAUGAGAACAAGCUGGCCAUCGUCACCGGCGGCUCGCGGGGAAUCGGAGAAGCCGUAGCAAGACGUCUAGCCGCCAAGGGCGCCAACCUCGUCCUCGCAUACACAUCCGAGUCCUCCAAGGCGCGCACCGAGGCCCUCGUCGCGGAGCUCUCGACGUCGCACGGCGUCCGGUGCGCCUCGGUCCAAGCCGACCUCUCCGACCCGUCCGCGGCCGCGCCGCAAAUCAUAUCCGCCGCGCGCGCGCUCUUCGCCGCCUACAGCCCCUCGGGCGCGUUCCAGAUCGACACGCUCAUCAACAACGCCGGCGUGGCGUCCAACCAGCACCUCAACGACGCGGCGCUGGGCCCCAUCACCGCCGACGAGUUCGGCCGCGUGUACGCCGUCAACGUGCUCGCGCCGCUGCUCCUCACGCAGGCCGCGGCGCCGUUCCUGCCCACCGACCGCUCGGGCCGCAUCGUCAACGUCUCGAGCGUCAGCUCGUCCAUCGGGUACCAGGGCCAGUCGGUGUACGCGGGGAGCAAGGCGGCCGUCGAGGCCAUGACGCGCACCUGGAGCAGGGAGCUGGCCGAGAGGGCGACGGUGAAUGCGGUGAACCCCGGCCCGGCGUGGGGGGACAUGUACGCGCAGGCGGGCGGCGCGUUCUGGAGCAUCAACCAGCCGUACGUGGAUGCGGCGCCGCUGGCCGCGUACCACGGGGACAGGGACGUGCUGGACGCGGUGGGCGAGGACGCAGCGAGGUUCGACAAGACGGUGCGCGAGGGCAUGGCGGGGAGGAGGCCCGGCCUCACGGGGGAGAUUGCCGGGACGAUCGACAUGUUGUGCUCGGAGGAGGCGGGCUGGACUACCGGCAGCGUGGUCUGCGCAAACGGCGGCAUGAAGAUGUCCAUUGCAUGA